GCUCUGGGUGGCGGAUAGCCGAGCUCCGAGCUCAAUAGGCGUUUCAGGCGUGACGUAAAACCAAGGGGUCGCCACUCGCUAGCUGCUUUGUCCUUUCUCCCUCUCCUUGAUACUCCAGAGUCCAGCUGGAAGCCAUGGCUGAGAUCCGCACUGACUCUCUUGCGCCUAUCCCAGACGACCUGACGAUCCCCCAGUUUAUAUUAGACUACCACCACCCACUCCGGCCUAUCAGAAAGGACCUCACUCCUUGGCUAAUUGAGGACGCUACGGGGAGACGGAUCAGUUACGAAGAGUUACGCGCCCGAACCUUCGGUUUCGCGAAUGAGCUCAAAGCUCGCUGGAAUAUUUCGGAAAACGACGUCGUCUGUCUACUCAGUCCGAACGACAUUGACUGGCCAGUCAUUCUCUGGGCAGUACACCGCCUCGGCGCUAUCGUAACUCCAGCCAAUCCAGCGUACUCCGCCGAAGAGCUCGCUCACCAGUUGACACUGUCCGAAUCACGUCUCCUCGUCGCUCAUGCCACCAGUCUCGCUGCAGCGCAAGCCGCGGCGCAGAGUGCAGGCAUCCCGCCAGAGCAGAUCAUCGUCCUUGGUUCCAAACCCCCAGGUUCUCCUCAUUCAACCGUGGAAGAGCUUAUCGUGUCGGGUCUGUCCAGGCUGCCUGCCUUUGUUGAGAGGCGGCUGGCACCCGGUGAGGCCAGGAAGAAGCUCGCCUUCUUGUGCUUCUCCAGCGGAACUACUGGGAAGCCGAAGGCUGUCGAAGUUUCCCACUAUUCAAUGCUCGCUAAUAUCAUUCAGAUGAGGCAAUGCAUUGGAAAACCUCCAAGGUAUCAAACGGGGGACGUUAUACUUGGCGUCUUGCCUUUCUUCCAUGUUUUUGGGAUGGUGGUACAAUUGCACUUCCACAUGUUUAUGGGUGCUACCAUCGUUGUCGUCCCAAAGUUCAGCUUCGAGGACUUCUUGGGUAGCAUUCAACGAUACCACGCUAAGCACCUUUUCGUUGUGCCCCCAAUGGUAGUCCUACUGUGCAAGCACCCUGCAACGAAGAAGUACGACCUCAGCACAGUUCAAUGGAUGAUGAGUGGCGCGGCGCCUCUGUCUGCGGAGCUUACAACUCAAGUUAAUAAGAUAAUGCCUCAGUGUCAUACUCUCCAGGGAUAUGGACUGACAGAAACCUUUACUACUGUUGCCCUUUCCCCCAAUGACGUGCUACCGCCUACGCCGGGUUGCGCAGGCGUCUUAAUACCAGGUCUUACAGCUCGGGUCGUCAAGCCUGAUGGCAUGCUAGCUAAGUUUGGUGAACCAGGAGAGCUAGUGGUCACGGGCCCUUCAAUAGCUCUGAGCUACUAUAAGAAUGCACAAGCCACCAAAGAAACCUUCGUCGAUGGAUGGGUUCGCACUGGUGACGAAGUCGUUGUCAAUGAGAAGAAUGAAGUAUUCAUCCUUGAUCGCAUCAAGGAAAUUCUGAAAGUUAAAGGCUUCCAGGUGGCGCCUGCGGAGCUUGAGGGUCAUCUCCUCGAUCAUCCAGAUGUGGCGGAUUGCUGUGUCGUGGGUGUUCCAGACGACUACAGCGGUGAGCUGCCUCUUGCAUUUGUGGCGUUGAGCGAAGCAGCUUUAGAACGCAUUAAAGGCGAGCCAGCUGCUGCUGAGAGGAUCAAAACUGCGCUAAUUAAGCAUGUCGCCGAUGCGAAGGUGGAAUACAAGCGGCUUGCUGGCGGUGUGGAAUUUAUUGACAAGAUUCCGAAAAAUCCGAGCGGUAAGCUGCUCAGGCGGGUUCUCCGCGACGAAGCUCGUUCCAUGCGUAUCAAGCCGCCCGCAAAGGCGAAGCUCUGAGGGACGCGCUCUGGUGGACGCUUCGGGCGGGGCAACCGCCGAUCCCGCAAGAUACACUCUGUACUCUGUAAUUGACCAUACCACCGACGCCCGGAAUGUUAGACUAUUUUUCUCUUU
Molecule: messenger RNA, 1949 nt
Organism: Phanerochaete carnosa HHB-10118-sp
Lineage: Eukaryota; Fungi; Basidiomycota; Agaricomycetes; Polyporales; Phanerochaetaceae
Exons: 15
Coding region: 135-1832 (565 amino acids)
Molecular function (GO): CoA-ligase activity
Source: RefSeq, a predicted model, not a curated record